Molecule: messenger RNA, 3237 nt
Organism: Oryzias melastigma (Indian medaka)
Lineage: Eukaryota; Metazoa; Chordata; Actinopteri; Beloniformes; Adrianichthyidae
Gene: hapstr1a
Product: linkage group 8 C16orf72 homolog
Exons: 5
Coding region: 267-1139 (290 amino acids)
Source: RefSeq, a predicted model, not a curated record
GAUUUACAGAUUUGGUUUAAUGGGCGGGAUCAACUACACAUCAUGUUAGUCUGCGUUCUAUAUAUCCAGACGUCGGCAACUAGCAUAACUAGUUAGCUAGGCUUAUCGUAGGCAGAUGGAAGUGCCAGAGAGUAAUUUAAUAUUACAGGACAAAUAGAAAACCAUAACAGUGUUCAUGAUUUUGUACGCUUAGCUACUCACAUCGUAUCCAUAAACCAACAUUUCGACGACAAGGCUCAAAUUCUUUCUGAAUUUGGGGUCAUUAAAUGGAGGAGAAGAAAGAAGACGGAGAUUCGGAAAUACAGGAACACGGACCCGAGCACUGGUUCUCAAAAUGGGAGCGGCAGUGUUUGGCCGAAGCGGAGCAGAGGGAGCUAAGCGAGGAGGAGGCCGACAACGACCAGGAUAAACUGUGGCAUCUGUUUCAGAACUCCGCUACUGCUGUCGCACAGUUAUAUAAAGACAGGGUUUGCCAUCAGCAGGGCCUGUCAUUGUGGGUGCCAUUUCAGAAUGCAGCUACAGCAGUGACCAACCUUUACAAAGAGAGCGUGGAGGCCCACCAGAGAAGUUUUGAUCGGGGUAUCCAGAUUGGCCACCAACGCCGAAAUAAGGACAUGUUGGCAUGGGUGAAAAAGCGCAGAAGAACCAUCAGAAGAGAGGAUCUCAUUAGUUUCCUGUGCGGCAAAGCGCCUCCUCAUAGGAGCAGCAGGACCAACUCUCGGCUGGCUGUGGUGGCCCCCAGCCGGGCCAAUUCACCCGUGGAGACCGGCUCAUCUGUGGAGGCCGACCUGGAGCCCUUCAGGGAGGCCAUAGCCCUGCAUGGUCUCAGUGGGGCCAUGGCGAGCAUCAGCGUGCGCUCCGGUGCGCCGGGCUCCCCCACGCACGUGAGCGGAAGCAGCAGUAAUGCGGGCGGCGCCGGCGGAGGGGGCUCCUCCGGCUCCGGCUCGGUGUGUCGCGGCAGGCGCAACGGCCUCCAGGACGUGGACCUGAACACUUUCAUCUCAGAGGAGAUGGCACUGCAUCUAGACUCUACAGGCUCCGCCUCCGCCGGAGGGGGAGGGACCAGGAAACGAAACUCCACCCAGUGUAGUGAUGUAAUCACAGACUCUCCCACGCACAAACGCAACAGGAUGAUCUGACGUGCCGCUUGGCCACAUUGAGGAGGUGGGGGUGGGGUGAGUUGUUGAAGCCACUUCCAUUAGAGUGUGUGUGUGUGUUGGGGGGGUCCUAAUGUGGUACAAAUGCACCUGUGUACAGAAAGACACGCAUGGAAUGAAAGAGAAAACCACACCCACUGUGGGGUUUUCUCCAUUUAGUCUCCUUUUGUCAACACUAAAAGAACAAAUACACAAUCAGUGUGUGUUUGUGUGUGCGCACCAGCACACACUCCUCACACCUCACAAAGGAGACGACGAAAAAGCUCUUAAGGAUGCAGACAGCGCUCCGUGGGUGAAAACAGACCAUGCUGCUAGACAAACAAAAAGCCACUUGGAGGUCGGACGCGCCCGCCCCUCACCCCCCCUCCCACCGCCAUCCUCACCCACCACCUUAAAUAAGGAAGCGAGGGCCAUGACCAGCUCAUUUCAUUGGACAGCCCCGUCGUCUGUUACGUCAUCAUUUCAGCUCCUUGACGAUGUCACCAUGGAGAUCGUGUGACGGCGUCCAGCAGCAGACUCCUCUUCUCGCCACUUUUGCUUCAGUCCGUUUUUGUUUUGUAAACUACCAGUGUUAACAUUAUUUGUUUGUUGCAAUCGUUUGCAGCAACAGUUCAGUUUGCAUUCAAGUUUUUUUUUUUUUUUUUUAAGAAACUCUUCAGUGUCCACAGCUUCUGAGACUGCCCACUUGUUUACUGUGAUGCUCUCUGUCCAUUCACCCUUAGCGAAAGCAGCUGCUGCUUUUUGUGGUCGUAUGAUGAGUUGCAAUAAUUAUUUUUUUUUGCACUUAGUGUUUCCAUCUCUAAACUCAUGCAAACAAAUCAGCUCUUCCAUUGUGUUCUGCUUUUCUAGUCCCAAGCAGACCUGCUUGUGUUCAGGUGCUGAAGCAACAAAACGUAUAUCUCAGUAAUUCCUCAAAAAGAUUUAUUUUAAAGCCUUUCCUUAUUAAUGUUUGAAGACUUUAAAUAUAAUUUAACUUAUUGAAAAAAAUAAUUGGUGCUUAGAGGAAACUUUAAAAAAUCCCAUAAUUUCUUUUUUUUUUGUCAACAUUGGAAUGUGAUUGGAGGACCACCCCAUCAGAUACUGAUGAAUCAGGUGUUGAAGGGCGUGUGUGCAUUAUUAAAGAUGUGGUGGGGUUUGGUACAGAGCGACAGCUGCAGACAGAUGCCUUUCAUGAAGUCGUAUCGUCAGAGAAAACGGUCCAUUUUGGGUGUUUUAGGCAAUCAAGAUGAUGUGAAGCACCCCUUUGCACAUGUGUUUGGCAUCUUUAGCAGCUUAAACCAACAAGGAUCAAAUCUUUUCAAAAUAAGAUGAUACAUAGGCCGACAUGCUUCUAAAAGCAUACCCAUAAUUUACAUAAAAGCUGACUUGUGAUGCUUUAAAGUUUUUAUUUUUUUUUCCCCACCCUCAUGUUAAUGUUCAUGUUUAUGGUCUGAGCUUUCGAAGCAUGCCGGUUGUGAUCUUCUGUUACUCGUGCUCAAACAUGGCGGUUGGCUCUGCUCAUCUCAAAGAUUUGUUUGUUCUUCGUCAUCAGGUUGGAAUUUGUUCAAGAUUUUCUUCUGGUUGUAAAUGGAACUCGUUGAGAUUAUUUAAAAGAAAAAAAAACUGAAAAAGUAACGUUUUUUUUUGUUUGCUGGGGUCAGCCUUAGCCAGCUUUGGUAUAGGAAAUUUCCCACAAUGCAUUUCUAGUUUUGUGUCCUAACACUCUUCUUUGUGACGAAGUGUAUAUGCAGGUUCAUAUGAGGGCAAUCAAAAAAAAUUAAUUGAAGGAAAUUGUUUAAAAAGCUGAAGGAGUUUCUCCCGAGUCACUCUAGCCACUUCAGCACUAUUGUUACAAAAACCCGCUGACUCAAGCCACAUGUCUGUGAAGCCAAAUGCUUCUUAAAUUUUCAGAUUUUUAAAAUUUUCAUCCAACAAAUGUCUAAACUGAAUAUUGAACGCUCAGUUGAACGUCUGGAUAAAGUUGCAUUCAAAUGGAUUUCCAGUCUGUUCUCAAAAUCUCAUUGUUAUGGGAAAAAUGUCUAAGUGUUCAAAUCUUUUCCAACCAACGAUGAUAAGAUUAAUAAAUCCUGAUGAAGGCAAA